Molecule: messenger RNA, 243 nt
Organism: Ilex paraguariensis (yerba mate)
Lineage: Eukaryota; Viridiplantae; Streptophyta; Magnoliopsida; Aquifoliales; Aquifoliaceae
Source: the annotation of a GenBank genome assembly
AUGGUUGCUGCAGGUGCUGAACAUACAGCUGCUGUUACAGAAGAUGGUGAGCUGUAUGGUUGGGGCUGGGGUCGUUAUGGAAACUUGGGCUUAGGGGACAGGAAUGAUCGCUUAUUUCCAGAGAAGGUUUCAAUUGUUAAUGGGCCUGUGUCGAAGGUUUUAGCCCAGCAAGCAACCCUAAUUUUCUGGUUCGAAAUUUUCGAACUAUACCUAGUCUCUUCGAUGCAGCAGACAGCGGCAUGA